AUGAAUAUUUUACCAAAAAAAAAUUGGCAUGUAUUAAGAAGAGAAAAUAUAAAAAAAGUUAAAGAAGAUGAAAAAAAAGCAGAGGAGGAGGAAAGAAGGAGAAUUGAAAGAAUUCAUAAAGCUGAACAUGAAAUUAAAUUAGAAGAAUUACGUAAAAAAAGAGAAGAACCUGGUUCAAGUAAUACAUCUGUUCCUAGAAUAAAACAUUUAAAUUUAUUUGAAGAGGAAGAAAUUGAAGGAAGUAGAGAAAGAAAUUAUGAAUAUGAAAAAGAAAAGAAAGAAAAGAUAGAUAAACUUGAAUCACAAUUAGGAAUUAAAAAAAUGUUUGCAGAGGGGACAAAUGAAUUAAAUAAAAAGAAAAGUUGGUAUGAAAAAAAACCCAUACGUCAUUAUGAUGAUUUUAAUGAUUCAUCAACAGAAGGUCAAAAACAAAGUUGGAGAGAUAUGCUUAAAGAAAGAUGUGAUAAGGAUGUUGAAGCAUUUAAGGAAGCAUUAAUGGAUGAAAUAAAAAUACAAAGAAAAAAAGAAAAAAGAGAUAAGAAAAAAAGUAGAAAGGAUAAAGAUUUAUUUAAAAAAAAGGAUAAAAAAGAAAUAUUAAAAAAGCUUCGUGAAGAAAGAAUAAAUCGUGAAAAAGAGGAAAAAAAACGUAUUAAUGUUUUAUUUGGUAUCAAAGAUGAAAUUGAAAAAGAGGAUGAAAUAGAUAAAAAAAGUGAUAAACCAAUAUAUAAUAGUAUGUAUCAUCCCGAAUUAGCCAGAAAACGAUAA
This is a messenger RNA of Strongyloides ratti, 765 nucleotides long. RefSeq names its product Leukocyte receptor cluster member 1. The transcript has a single exon. The record is from RefSeq and is a predicted model, not a curated record. NCBI's taxonomy places the organism in Eukaryota, Metazoa, Nematoda, Chromadorea, Rhabditida, Strongyloididae. The coding region runs from base 1 to 765 and encodes 254 amino acids.